AUGCCUCCCAAGGCCAAGGACAAGAAGGGGAAGCAGGAGGUCCUGCCUGUGGGAAUAGACUAUACACGAAGGCCUUUGGCUAGUGCAGAGCCGUGCGACGCAAGGCCACCGCCGCGCAGGGAACUCCCGGUGGUCUCGGCACACCACGCGUUUGAGGAAUGGGACGACGAUGCUCUACUCGAGAUGGAGUGGGGCAUGGUCAGGGCGGAGCCUUUUGAGGACAAGGAUGGCCGUUCCUUCUUACCCGCGAGGAUAUCUGCAAGGGUAGCCCGUUGGGUCAGGCCAACAGAACUUCUCACCAACGAGACCGGAGAGGAUGGAAAGGAGGAGCACCAACAACACAGCAGCGGUGCCGUCGGUGGUAAUGGCACCGCCAGUGGCGUGGAAAAGGGAAAAGCAGGCGGUGGAGCGGACAAAGGAAAGGGGAAGUCACCGAAGGGGAAAGAUAAGGGGCCGAGCGUCGAACCCGUCGUUCUGGAAGAUGUCGCAGUGGACCUGCAAGGGAACCCUCUCCCCAGGAUUUUCGUACCGAGGGCAGCUAUCGUCGCAAAUGAUAGCGCAACAGAUGAAGGAGCCCAAACUCUUAGCCAGGUUGCGAAACAAUCAAGUGUGCCUAACGCGACGUUGCCACGAGGUUUCAAGACUGGGUGGAGCGAAAGCCAGCGACGAGAUAUAGCUUCCCUGCUAUGCAAGUACAACCAGCAGCAGCAUCAGCAGCAGGAGCAUCUACCGCCUGAAACGUCAGGUGAUGCCGCGGCUACCAUUACUGAGAAAGAAACCCCUCCAGAGGCAGCUGUGGAGCGUCACCACAGAGAAGAAGAAGGGACGUCAGGGGACUGGUCCAAGGAGCCCCCUGCUUACCUGAGGGACGAAGAUAUCGCGACGCUGGGUGCACCAAGCGGUGGUGACAUCGAUCCCGCAAUGACGGCCAUUUUCAAGGCGAUCGACCAGUUGUCCUCGACUGUUUCUAGCACAGGAUGUCCGCUGCUGUGGGAGACCAUCUACCCCAAGACGGCGAAUGAGGUGCCGUGCUACAACCCCUGUGGACGAUACCUCAUCAAGCUGUUCGCCGCUGGGCGUUGGAGGAGGGUGGAGGUAGACGACUCUAUCCCACUUGAUGCGACAGGGCGUCCGGUGCGUUCAUUCAGUUGCACGCAAGCGUGUGGUCUCCAAGAAAUCCAUCAUUAUUGUUAG
Molecule: messenger RNA, 1194 nt
Organism: Ectocarpus siliculosus
Lineage: Eukaryota; Phaeophyceae; Ectocarpales; Ectocarpaceae
Source: the annotation of a GenBank genome assembly